Molecule: messenger RNA, 127 nt
Organism: Dentiscutata heterogama
Lineage: Eukaryota; Fungi; Glomeromycota; Glomeromycetes; Diversisporales; Gigasporaceae
Source: the annotation of a GenBank genome assembly
AUGGCCUCACCAACUCAACUUCAACAACCAUCUUCAGGUCAACAACGGAUAGCCUCUCAAAUUCCGACAAACGCAUCACAACCAUUAAUGGAUACUAGUAUAUCAGAAUAUACGAACAUGUCAAGAG